Striga asiatica is the source of this 489-nucleotide messenger RNA. The record is from the annotation of a GenBank genome assembly. NCBI's taxonomy places the organism in Eukaryota, Viridiplantae, Streptophyta, Magnoliopsida, Lamiales, Orobanchaceae.
AUGGGGAAAGAUUGGUUGGAGCUGAAUAGAGAUCAAGAAGCUGCUUUUGAGCUAUCUGAAGAAGUUGGAAAUCUCCUCAUGAACGGGUUCACGGGCCCCGCGCCUCGGGAUCUUGGCCGUUUCUCGCCGCUGGACACCAUCGACAUAUCGGAGAAUAGGUUCUCGAUCAGAGUACCUCUGCCGGAAGGGGAGCUUGCAGAAUUGAACGCUAUCUGCUCUAACUUGAGGGGCGAAAUACCCGAGUCUAUAUUCGAGCUCGAAGCAUUAUUAUGCACGCUGGAUAUAUGCCGGAGCGAAAUCUCCGGCCGGUCGAUCGGGAAAUUGAAGAGCUUUCGAGCUCUACCGGAACAAUCUAACGGGGACGAUUGCCCGACGGUUAACCGAAUGUCGGGUGAGAUUCUUUAUAGGACGGGGAAUCUCACGAGGCUAACCGUCUUUCGGAAUAAUGGUUUUGGAGAGAUGUGUAAUCUAAUCUCGUUUGCGGCCUAA